CAGAGACGUUACUCGGUGGCCAAGAUCGAUGUGCCUCAAGCAUAUGAGCAGGGCAGGCCGAAGCUUAAUGGCCUAUCAGAUCCCAGGCUGGGCACGAUGGACAGGGCCAUCAAGUGCACAACAGACGGCGCAAACCAGCAGGACUCGCCUGGAUACUUUGGCCACAUCGAGCUGGCCAAGCCAGUGUUCCACAUCGGUUGGACGAAAGAGCUGAUGAGGGUCCUGCGCUGCGUCAGCUACCACUCCUCCAAGCUUUUGGUGGACAAGGAUGAUCCCAAGUUUAAGCAGGUCAUGCGCAUCAAAAAUGGAGAGGCGCGCAGCCGAGCCCUGGUGGCAGUGUGCGGCAGCAAGCGCUUCGACGAGGAGACGGGGGCGCCGCAGCCGGCCUACAAGUUCGAGGGCCUGCUGCGCAUCAUGGCGGAGCGCAUAUUCUCCUCAGCUGACGACGAGGAUAUUGACAUGGGGGCAGAGGUGGAGCGGCGGCAGGAGAUAACGGCAGAGAAGGCGCAUGAGAUCCUCAAGCGCAUCUCCGACGAGGACUGCAUCGCGCUGGGCUACAACCCCAAAUACGCGCGGCCGGACUGGCUCGUCAUGACCGUGUUUCCGGUGCCCCCGCCCCCUGUCCGGCCCAGCGUCAUGAUGGACUCCUCUGCCAGGCAGGUCCCCGAUGACUUGACCCACAAGCUGGCGGAGAUCAUCAGGCACAACAACACGCUGAGGAAGGCGGAGGAGAAUGGGGCGCCGCAGCACAUCAUCCGGCAGUACGUGGAGGUCCUGCAGCAUGAUGUUGCCACCUACAUCGACAACACCAAGCCCGGCAUCCCGGUGUCCCAGCAGCGCAGCGGCCGCGCCAUCAAAUCCAUCAGCCAGCGGCUCAAGGGCAAGGAGGGGAGAGUGCGCGGGAAUCUCAUGGGCAAACGUGUGGACUUCUCAGCGCGCACAGUCAUCUCAGGAGACCCCAACAUCUCCAUUGAUGAGCUGGGCGUCCCCUGGUCCAUCGCUCUCAACCUCACCUAUCCCGAAACGGUCACUCCCCACAACUACAAGUGGCUGCAGCAGCUGGUGGAGAACGGGCCGCACCCGCCAGCGGGGCAGACAGGCGCCAAGUACAUCAUCCGGGAGGACGGCCAGCGGCUGGACCUGCGCUUCCUGCGCAAGGACUCUGACCGCCACCUGGAGUUUGGCUACAAGGUGGAGCGCCACCUGGUCAACGGCGAUUACGUGCUAUUCAACCGCCAGCCCAGCCUGCACAAGAUGUCCAUGAUGGGGCACAAAGUCAGGAUCCUGCCGUACUCCACGUUCCGCCUGAAUCUGUCAGUGACGUCGCCCUACAACGCCGACUUUGACGGGGACGAGAUGAACAUGCACGUGCCCCAGACCCCCGAGACGCGCACUGAGACCCGCGAGAUCAUGAUGGUGCCGCGCAACAUCGUGUCCCCUCAGGCGAACAAGCCGGUCAUUGGCAUCGUGCAAGACACGCUGCUGGGAUGCCGGCUGAUGACUAAGCGCGACACCUUCAUCGAAAAGGACCUCUUCAUGAACAUCCUGAUGUGGCUGGAGGAUUGGGACGGCAAGAUCCCCAUGCCAGCCAUCCUCAAGCCCAAGCCCCUCUGGACCGGCAAGCAGGUGUACAACCUGUUCAUGCCGCGGGUGAACAUCCGCCGCCAAUCAGCCUGGUACAAGGACAAUGAGCCCCUCGACUUUUCUCCCUCAGACUCCCAGGUCCUGAUUCAGAACGGGGAGCUGCUGACGGGGACACUGUGCAAGAAGACACUGGGAGCGAGCGCUGGAUCGCUGAUCCAUGUCAUCUGGAUGGAGGAGGGCCCCGAGGCCGCGCGUGCGUUCCUGUCGCAGAGCCAGUACACCACCAACCACUGGCUGCUGCAGCACGGCUUCUCCAUCGGCAUCGGCGACACCGUGGCCGACGCCAAGACCAUGAACAUCAUCAGCGAGACCAUCGCUGAGGCAAAAGAGAAGGUGAAGCUGUUGACGGAGAAGCUGCAGAACCGGGACCUGGAGGCGCGGCCGGGCAUGACCAUGAUGGAGUCCUUUGAGCAGCAGGUGAACCAGGUGCUCAACACUGCGCGUGACGACGCCGGGAAGCUCGCGCAGAGCUCACUGGAUGACACCAACAACGUCGUGCGCAUGGUGACCGCUGGCUCCAAGGGCUCCUUCAUCAACAUCUCCCAGAUGAUUGCCUGCGUGGGGCAGCAGAACGUGGAGGGCAAACGGAUACCCUUCGGCUUCCAGAGACGCACGCUGCCGCACUUCACGAAGGACGACCUGGGCCCUGAGUCGCGCGGCUUUGUGGAGAACUCCUACCUGCGCGGCCUGACCCCGCAGGAGCUGUUCUUCCAUGCCAUGGGCGGCCGCGAGGGGCUGAUUGACACGGCUGUCAAGACCUCCUCAACUGGCUACAUCCAGCGCCGCCUGGUCAAGGCCAUGGAGGACCUUAUGAUCAAGUAUGAUGGCACGGUGCGCACAGCGAAUGGGAGCGUGGUGCAGUUCCUGUACGGUGAGGACGGCAUGGACGGCACUGCCAUCGAAAGCCAGAAGCUGGAACACCUGCGCAUGACCGAGGAGAAGUUCAGGAACAAGUUCUACCUGGACGUGUCUCCUGGCAGGGGCACGCCCGACUGGCUGGACCCUGAGACGGCUGAGCAGCUGCGCCAUAGCGUGGAGGCCAGGCAGCUUCUGGAUGCAGAGUAUGAGCAGCUGGAGACAGAUCUGAAGACGCUGCGCACAGAGGUCAUGCGCACGGGGGAUGCCGGCGUGCAGCUGCCUGUCAACUUCAAGCGCCUGAUCUGGAACGCGCAGCAGAUGUUCCACUGCCACCCGCACCGCCCAGGAUCCUCAGGCCUGAACCCGGUGGAGGUGGUCAUGCGUGUUCGGGAGCUUCAGCAGAAGCUGAUAGUGGUGGACGGCCCGGACGAGCUAUCGCAGGAGGCGCAGCGCAACGCCACGCUGCUGUUCCUCUCCUUCCUGCGCGCCACCUUCGCCUCCAAGCGCGUCAUCCGCGACUACAAGUUCAAUCGCGAGGCCUUUGACUGGAUCCUGGGCGAGAUCGAGACCCGCUUCCAUGCAGCGCUUGCGUACCCGGGGGAGAUGAUCGGCACGGUGGCGGCGCAGUCCAUCGGCGAGCCCACGACGCAGAUGACGCUCAAUACGUUCCACUUUGCCGGUGUGUCCGCCAAGAACGUCACGCUGGGCGUGCCGCGGCUGACCGAGAUCAUCAACAUCGCCAAGAACAUCAAGACGCCCUCGCUCACCGUGUUCCUGCUCGGGGAGGCCUCGCGCGACCGUGAGGCUGCCAAGCAGGUGCAGUGCAGCCUGGAGUACACCACGCUCCGCAAGGUCACUGGUGCAACAGAGAUCUACUAUGAUCCUGAUCCUACGACGACGGUGAUCGACGAGGACCGGGAGUUUGUGGAGAAUUACUUUGAGAUGCCGGAUGAGGACAUGGACGUGAACCGCAUGUCGCCCUGGCUGCUGCGCAUCGAGCUCAACCGCGACAUGAUGGUGGACAAGAAGCUGUCCAUGUCUGACAUCGCCGAGCGCAUCAACUCCGAGUUUGAAGACGAGCUCACCUGCAUCUUCAACGACGACAAUGCCCCCAAGCUCAUCCUGCGGAUCCGCGUGCUGAACGAUGAGGGCGGCAAGGAGGCAGAGGCGCAGUCGGAGACGGACGAUGUGUUCCUGAGGAAGAUCGAGGCCACGAUGCUGUCCCAGGUUGCGUUGCAAGGCAUACCGGACAUCCACAAGGUGUCCCUGCGCGAGUCCAAGCGCAUCGUGCCGAGCUCCGAUGCCCCAGACGGCUACACCAACGAUAGCGAGUGGGUGCUCGACACGGAGGGCGUCAACCUGUCAGAGGUGAUGUGCCACCCGGACGUGGACUACCGGCGCACGAUCAGCAACCACCUGGUGGAGAUCAUAGAGGUGCUGGGCAUUGAGGCCGCGCGCAAUGCGCUGCUCAAGGAGAUGCGCGGCGUCAUCGAGUUUGACGGCUCCUACGUCAACUACCGCCACCUGGCAGCGCUCGUGGACUCCAUGACCAGUCGCGGCCACUUCAUGGCCAUCACCCGCCACGGCAUCAACCGACAGGAGAACGGGCCCCUCGCACAGUGCUCCUUCGAGGAGACCGUCGACAUCCUGUUCAGGGCGGCGGCCUUCUCUGAGAAGGACCACAUGACGGGGGUGAGCGAGAACAUCAUGCUGGGCCAGCUGGCGCCGCUGGGCACGGGCAGCUUUGGCCUCAUGCUGGACGAGUCCAAGCUGGCAGACGCCAUCGAGCUGGAGUUUGACGCGCUGGGGCGCACGCCCGGCAUGAUGACACCUGGCAGGAUGACCCCCAGUCGCAUUGCGUCGCCUGGCUACUCGCCCACCAGCCCGGGAUAUUCGCCCACGUCCCCGGGCUAUUCGCCCACCUCCCCUGCUUACUCGCCGACCUCCCCUGGCUACAGCCCCACCAGCCCCGCCUACUCGCCAACCUCCCCAGGUGUGUAUGCUGCUGAUAACUUAAUUGCAUGUGUGUGCCACAGGCUAUUCGCCCACAUCGCCGGCAUACAGCCCAACGUCUCCGGCCUACUCGCCAACAAGCCCGGCCUACUCGCCCACAUCGCCGGCUUACUCUCCCACGAGCCCAGCAUAUUCACCCACAAGCCCCGCCUACUCCCCGACGAGCCCGGCCUACUCUCCGACGAGCCCGGCAUACUCACCGACGAGCCCGGCCUACUCGCCCACAAGUCCGGCGUACUCGCCAACCUCGCCGGCAUACAGCCCAACCAGCCCCUCCUAUAG
Molecule: messenger RNA, 4797 nt
Organism: Coccomyxa subellipsoidea C-169
Lineage: Eukaryota; Viridiplantae; Chlorophyta; Trebouxiophyceae; Coccomyxaceae
Product: beta and beta-prime subunits of DNA dependent RNA-polymerase
Exons: 27
Coding region: 97-4797 (1566 amino acids)
Biological process (GO): transcription by RNA polymerase II
Cellular component (GO): RNA polymerase II, core complex
Molecular function (GO): DNA binding
Source: RefSeq, a predicted model, not a curated record